CACUUUUUUAGGGCCAGGUUUAAGGGGAAACUUCUGGUGAAAAAAUUCUACCAGACAGGGUGCAAAAACCAAUAGCCAGGAUGAAGGGUCUGGUGAGGAGGCAGCCAGGGAGGACACAGGAGUAGGCUUCAAGGCUUUUAUUUGUACAGUGGGCAAGACAGGCUGUGCAGAACAGGAACCUGGGGUAUUACAGGGGACAGAGGGCACUUUAGGGUGUGUGGAGGCAGUACAGGGGACAGAGGACACAGUAGGGCGUAUGGGGGCAGGGCAGGGUACAGAAGUCACUGUAGCUACUAAUGUGGAGACCACAGCUGAGUCUAAAGCAGCUGAAGGGAGUAACGGUAUUGGGGUCUCAGCAAACAGGGCACAUGAAGCUGGGAACUCAGAUGGUACAGAGGUCACAGAUGUUGGGGCCUCCACCCAUCCAGAAAGUAGUGAAAUAGAAGCUCUGAGCUGCACAGUAUGU
This is a messenger RNA of Staurois parvus, 466 nucleotides long. The record is from the annotation of a GenBank genome assembly. NCBI's taxonomy places the organism in Eukaryota, Metazoa, Chordata, Amphibia, Anura, Ranidae.